Molecule: messenger RNA, 3219 nt
Organism: Brassicogethes aeneus
Lineage: Eukaryota; Metazoa; Arthropoda; Insecta; Coleoptera; Nitidulidae
Source: the annotation of a GenBank genome assembly
CAGGUCGAGGUCGGAGAUGUAAUUUUAAAAGUAAACGAAACAAAUGUAAACCGAUUUAGCACUAAAGAAGUUUUAAAAUGCCUUCGAUUAUCUACAGAUCCUGUUACGUUAAAAAUAAAACGCGAUCCAAAAUUCAAAGCGAUCGUCCGAAAACAUCUGCUCUCGACGACUGGAGGCGGCGCUGGUGAUGGAGUCAACGCGCCAGCGGCGGUGCACCUGAACAACUCGAACGCCAAUUCGAACAGCAACUCGAAUGCCAACACUGGAGUAGCGGCGGCAGCGACGACCAUCAAGAGCAGUAGACCGGAGCCAGGGGUGCACCAGGUGCUGCACCAAACGAAAACCAGUUACAACAAGAAUGGUAGCAGGUUUGUGCCCACCACAAACGGCAGCUGUGCUGAACAAGAACCUUUACUUGGAGGAGGAGACCAUUACGACAGACAGCCUGAAGCGGAGAACGAACGAUUGCAAUGGCAGCCUUUGGCAGCUAACAAUCAAGAAAAAAGCGGCAACAAGGGCUCCCAGCCCAAAUUUGAAGCUUACAUGAUGACGGGAGAGCAUAUUCUCAACAUUUCUCGUAUGCCACCGACUACAACCAUUGUUCCUAAGCAACAGAAGAAGGUGGAUAAUUUAAGGUACCACAAUAGCCACGCGCACCACCUGCGUCAUCAACAACAAUACAACUCGGUACCAAACAGCCCAAACGAAAUGGAAAUGGGACAUCGAUCUGCAAGCGCGGCGCCCGGCAACCACUGUCGCUCUGGGCCCAACUCAACCAACACAUCACCAGUCAGUGCCAACAAAAAGGACCAUUCACACCAGCAUCAAUCUGCGCAAAACCAGCAACCGCUACAGCAGUCCUCGCCGGCAGACCCGUACUCACAGAACAACUACGUGCGUACCAGUCGAUCGGAGGAUCAGCUUCAGGCCGCCAACGAUCGCUGCAUAGCGAGCGGCGGAAACCAGGACGACGAGGACGUGACCAGCUCGCUGAACACGCUGCUGGACACGCGGCCCGAUUCCGCCGCCUCGAGCGACGCCGAUCGGAUAGUGUGGACGUACAACGCGCCCAUCACCGAGCAACAGCACAAGUUCCAACAUGCCUUGUCGAACGGCAGCAGUUCGUCGCAUAGCAACACCUCGCCUACGUCUUCAAGUCCUCUUCAUUCGGGAUCUCCUGCCUCUCCAACAUCGGUGUCUUCCUCGGUAAUGUCGAGUCACUCGGGAUCGCGACGGUUGCCAUUCCCGCCAACAAACGGACCGAGCGGAGCCCCUCAAAACUACGUGGGUGGCGGCGGCGGAGGAGGUGACUACAGCGUUUCCGAGGCGAUCUCCAACAUCUCCAGUCCGGAUUACCAUGACGACGACAGCGUUGGCAUCAGGGACUGCGUGAUGGAGAUCAGCGAUCACAGCGACAGCGAUAGCACCCUGCUGGUCAGCGAACCGAGGCAGAGCAGGCGGCCACACGGCAGCGAUCAUCGCAUUGUGAUACAAGUGAAGGGCCCUGACAAAGAUAGGCACAGACAAAAUAGUGGUGAUAAUAGUGUUAGGAACGAUAUGUACGGAUAUCAGGUAUCCGAAUCUCAUCAUGAAUACGAACAAGACGACCCCACGGAAUUGGCGACGAGGGACGAAUAUAACCGAUCCUCGCCGCAUUCGUCGGAAGAUGAAAGUGACGUGGAGAGCCUCCACAGUUUCCAUUAUUCGCCGAAGGCAGUCGACAUGCCUUCGGCUAUUCGACUCGCCAAACGCCUCUACGGACUUGACGGGUUCAAAAAAUCCGAUGUUUCAAGGCAUUUAAGCAAAAACAACGAUUUCAGCAGAGCUGUAGCAGAAGAGUAUCUAAAGUAUUUUGAUUUUAAAAAAGACACGUUGGACUUGGCAUUACGAAAGUUCCUUAAGCAGUUCUCUCUUACUGGCGAAACGCAGGAACGCGAGAGGGUGCUUGUACACUUUUCGAAGAGAUUUUUAGACUGUAAUCCAGGAUCUUUUAACUCUCAAGAUGCUGUGCAUACCCUAACGUGUGCAAUAAUGUUGCUUAACACAGACCUGCAUGGACAGAAUAUCAGUAGGAAAAUGACAUGUACAGAAUUCAUAGACAAUUUAGUCGGAUUAAACGAAGGAGAAAACUUCCCAAGAGAGGUUCUAAAAGCGCUUUAUCAAGCCAUUAAGACACAUCCUCUUGAAUGGGCAAUUGAUGAAGAGAUUGAGGAUGGUCACAUGCCAGGACAGAUAAAAAAUUUCGACAUGGUAAAUAUGGGUGGUAAUCCAUUCCUGAACAUUCCUGUUUCAGCCAAUGCGGUAGAAUACAAAAAAGGUUACGUAAUGAGAAAGUGUUGUUACGAAGCGAACGCCAAGCGAAGCCUUUGCUGCAUUUUUCUAGCACCGUUUCACAAGCGUAGCUGGAAGAUGUUCUAUUGCACGCUGCGGGAUCUCGUACUCUAUCUGCACAAGGACGAGAACGGCUUCAGAAAAAAUCAAAUGGGUGGUGACAACCUGCACAACGCGAUCCGGAUACACCACGCGUUGGCGACGAAGGCGAGCGACUACACCAAGAAGCAAUAUGUGUUCAGAGUGCAAACGGCCGACCAGGCCGAGUAUCUCUUUCAAACCAGUGAUUCAAAGGAAUUACAAUCGUGGAUAGACAACAUUAAUUUCGUGUGCGCCAGUUUUUCGGCGCCACCUCUAGAAGCCGCCGUAGGUUCCCAAAAGAAAUUCCAACGCCCUCUACUUCCAUGUAGUCAUACUAAACUUAACUUGAGAGAACAACUAGCUGAUCACGAGGAGAGAGUUUAUAGACUAGAAGCGACGUUAGAUGAGCACAGGAAAAAUCCGCCAGAGAAGGGGUCCAAAUCCCUUGUUGUACAAAAUUAUAAAGAAAAAGAGGCCUAUUUAAAUUUUGAACUAAAACGUUACAAAACCUACUCGUACAUGCUGCGCUCAAAGAUAUCUCAGUACACCGAGCUAGGAACGACAUGCCUGGCUGAGAACAGCAUAGGGGAGGUGGAGGAGGCGAUGGGCAUCUGCGGUUUCGGCUCCGAAACGUCGACGACGACGACGACCGCCACCACUGCCAACGUGACGGUGAUCGAGGGUGCAGCUGGCGGCAUCGUGCCGCCGCCCAUUCCGGACCGGCCGUCGCCGCCAAUCAAUAGGUGUAGUUUUACUGUUGUGCACAUAACUUACCUUCCAAAACAUCAUUCUUAUUCUUCCUUAAGG